This is a messenger RNA of Aricia agestis (brown argus), 1164 nucleotides long. RefSeq names its product 5'-AMP-activated protein kinase subunit beta-1 (gene alc). Gene Ontology annotation, biological process: signal transduction. NCBI's taxonomy places the organism in Eukaryota, Metazoa, Arthropoda, Insecta, Lepidoptera, Lycaenidae. Gene Ontology annotation, cellular component: nucleotide-activated protein kinase complex; nucleus; cytoplasm. Gene Ontology annotation, molecular function: protein kinase binding. The coding region runs from base 105 to 956 and encodes 283 amino acids. The record is from RefSeq and is a predicted model, not a curated record. The transcript is spliced from 6 exons.
AAAAGAAAAUACAUGAUAUGAUUUUGCUUCGCUUUGUUUCUAAAAAUGAGAAAAAAAUUAUUAUAGUUUGGAUUUGAAUACAUACUUCCACGUAAGAUACUGAGAUGGGCAAUGCAGGCAGCAACCAACCAAAAGAAUGGCACAAGGAUCAGGCGAGCAAGCAGCCAGACCUAGGGCCGUCGUCGCCAGCGAAGGAGGGCGAGGCGUUCACGUUCGACAAGAAGAAGGACGAGGACCGCGGCGCGCGCGAUGACGACAACAACAUCGAGGACGGCGCGCCCUACUACACGAAAGCCGUCCCCGAGCACGAGGCCGACGAGUCCGUCAUGCGAGAGAGGUCCAACACGCUCACAGAGAGCAAUAAGAAUUGUGAUAGUAUUGAUAUUAAAGUAUUACCUACCGUAUUCAAGUGGGAAGGAGGUGGAAAACAGGUUUUCAUAAGCGGAACAUUUACUGAUUGGAAAACAAUUCCCAUGGUGAAGUCUCAUGGAGAUUUUGUGACCAUUAUAGAUCUGCCCGAAGGGGAGCACCAGUACAAAUAUUUCGUAGACGGAGAGUGGCGACAUGAUCCCACUGUUAAAGUAGUUGACAAUGGCAUGGGUUCAAAAAACAACCUAGUGACAGUGAAGAUGUCGGAUUUUGAAGUGUUCCAAGCCCUAGCCAAAGAUAGCGAGGGAGUCCUCAGUAGUGCUCAGACUGAGUAUUCACAGGAAAUACCACAGUCAAAGCCAUGGGAGAAGGUGUCAGGUCCACCUAUCUUACCACCGCAUCUGCUGCAAGUUAUCCUCAACAAGGAUACACCUCUGUCUUGUGAACCGACCCUGCUGCCUGAGCCGAACCACGUGAUGCUGAACCACCUGUACGCGCUGUCGAUCAAGGACGGCGUGAUGGUGCUCUCCGCCACGCACCGCUACAGGAAAAAGUACGUCACCACGCUGCUCUACAAGCCUAUUUAAAUUAUUAUAGUUAUUUGGUGCCUUAAAAUUAUAGUAGUUAAGAGAUACUGGUUUUGUGAUGCGCUUAGUAUAAUACGAGGAGUGUCAUCGCGCUAGCGGUUUGUGGGCGAGAAUGGCAGGGUGUUUUUGUAUCAUGCAACAGCAAGACAACUAGCAAAAAUUGUACCAUCGAGGAAGUUGAUUCCUAUGCAAUUGACAGACUAACGUU